CGUAACGAUUAUUCUGGCUGAAAGUUGCUGCCACUGGAGUCAAGGGACUAGUGUGCACAUUUGGCCUUUCUUGCAACACCUAGCUCGGAGAGGUUUGCCGCGGCCAUGGCGUGGGUAGCAUGUCAGACCAAGCUGUCGUACAAGUACCGCCGCCGCACACACACGGUGACUCCAGCGCUGGAGGAAGCCUACCUGCGCGUGGACGUGUCGUGCGGCAGUGAAGCCUGCGACACGUGCCGCGUGGGCGUCAGCGCCGCCGCCGCCGCCGCCGCCAACGGCUCGGCCGCUGAAGCAGCCGCGGCGGCCGCCGCCGCGCCCAUCGCGUCAUUGUCGGCGGCGGCGCCGUUUUACCUGCUGCCAGACGACGCGGCGUUGGCGGAGUUUCUUGAAAUGUUUGAACUCCCUGACAUCUCCAACUAUGUCAUCCUGGCCAGUGCGUUGAAGAAGGUGGCGCUGCACUCGGGCCGCAAGGCCUCGCGGCUGCGGGCGCUGUACCGCGACCGCCGCCGCCGCGCAGUGCUGUUCGACGACCUGCACUGCCUGGACACGGCGGCGGCGGCGGCAGGCGCAGAUGAGGCGCUACCUCCGGCGCUGGCCGCCGGGCUCUACUACGCGCGCCACCUGGGCGGCCGAGUGCCACUAGUCAUCGUGUCAGACCGACUGGCGGGCUGGACCGCCGCCGCCACCGCCGCCACCGCCGCCACCGCCGCCACCGCCGCCGCCACACAGCCCGCCGCCGCCGCCGCCGCAGACGGCUACGAGGCUUACGGCUACGAAACAGCCGCCUGCGGCGGCGGCGCCGCCGGCGAUCUGUUGCUGGCGGCGGCGGCGCCGCCGCCGCCGUACGGCGGCUGUGAGCUGUCUGAUCACCUGGCGGAGGCGGCGGCGCUGGGUGUGACUGUGCUGUCGGCGGCCGAGUACGUCAGCCGCUGCUGGGCGCCCGGCAGUGCAGUGGCGCAGCUGUUCGACUCGCUCACCGCGGCAAAGCUGGCGGACAGGGACAAGGAGAAGGAGGGCGGAGGCGGUGGAGGCGGGGGGGAGGCGGUGUAUGCGCCGCACCUGUCGCAGCAGGAGGUGGAGGAGGGGCUGGCGGCGGGCAGUCUGAUGCGGGGCACGCUGCACGUGAGCCGGCGCAGCCCCACGGAGGGGGUGGUGGAGCUGGGGCACGGCGCGGACGCGGCGCUGGGGCGGCUGGUGCGCGUGUCGGGGCGGGCCGCGCUCAACCGGGCCAUUGAGGGAGACGUGGUCGCGGUGCGCCUGCUGCUGCCCGGCGGCCCCGCGCCCGAGCAACCCGCCGCCGCCGCAGCAGCAGCAGCCGCGGCUGACGCCGACGAGCCCGCGGCUGCGGGCGGCGCCGCCGCCGCCGCGGCGGCCGCCGCCGACGCCGACUACGGCGCGGAGCUGCUGGCGGACGCGGAGGGCGGCGGCGGCGAUGGCGAGGAGGGCGCACUCGCAAUGAUGGAGUCGGCGGCGGCGUCUAGCACCCUGCCGUCGGCCGAGGUGGUUGCGCUGCUGGAGCGGGCGCCGCGCGACUUGGUGGUUUGCCUGUCUCAGCGGGAUGAGGCGGCGUUGCGGGCGCGGCUGGAGGCGGCGCAGCAGCAGCAGCAGCAGGGCGAGGCGGCGGCGGCGGCGGCGGCACAGCGCCGGUCAGAGGCGCUGGUGUGCCUGCCGCUGGACCGGCGGCUGCCGGCGGUGGUGGUGGUGACGCGGCAGGCGGCGCAGCUGCUGGGCUGCCGCUUCGUGGUGCGCAUAGACAGCUGGGAGCGCAACUCCAGGUUCCCGCGCGGGCACGUGGUGCGGGUGCUGGGGCGCCUCAACGACCUGCGGGCGGAGAGCGAGGCGGUGCAGGUGCAGUGCGGCAUACACUACAAGCCCUUCUGCGAGGCGGCGCUGGCGGAGCUGCCCCGCGUGUCCAGCGCCUCGGACUGGGCGGUAUCCGCGGCGGAGCGGGCGGCGCGGCGCGACCUCACCGGGCCCGAGUACUGGGUGGUCAGCAUUGACCCGGUGGGCUGUACGGACGUGGACGACGCCAUGCACGUGCGCUUCAUCCCGCCAGACGACCCCGCUACAGCACACCUGCGCCGCCCGGCCCGCCCGCGCCGGGGCCCCCGCCGCAACAACAACAACAACAACAUCAACAACGGCGCGGAGCCGGGCGCGGAGGCGGCUGAGGCGGCCGAGGAGGAGGUUGAGGAGCUGGUGGAGGUGGGUGUGCACAUCGCGGACGUGAGCUGGUUCGUGCGCGGCGGCGGCUUCCUGGACGGCGAGGCGCGCGACCGCUGCACCAGCGUGUACCUGGUGGACCGGCGACUGGACAUGCUGCCGGGGCUGCUGAGCGAGCAGCUGUGCUCGCUGCGCGAGGGCGUCGAGCGAUUCGCCGUCAGCGUCAUAUGGACACUGCGCCGCACGCCCCGCCGCGCCGCCGGCCCUGCGCCCGACCGCUGCGGCCGCUGCCACGACUUCGAAGUGCUGGACACCUGGUUCGGCCGCACCCUCAUCCGCAGCCGUCACCAGCUGCACUACCAACAGGCCCAGGACGUGUUGGACGGGCGGCCGCCGGCGCCCGGCGACCAGCUGCCGCGGGAGCACGUGGCGGUGCUGAGGCCGGCCCUGAGGGUGCUGGACGAACUCACGGGCCAGCUGCACGCCCGCCGUGUGGCGGACGGCGCACUGGAGCUGGCCAGUGCCGAGCUGCGCUUCCGGACCGACAGCGACACGGGCGCGCCCUGCGCCGUCAUAUGCAAACAAAAGGUGCCCAUGAUGGACGUGGUCGCAGAGAUGAUGAUCGCGGCCAACUCCGCCGUCGCCGAGCGCAUCGCCACCGCCUACCCCGGAGCCGCACUCCUGCGCAACCACCCCCCGCCGCGAGCCCAAGCCUUCGAGGCGCUCAAACCCCUCCUGGAAGGUGCAGGCGGCGGCGGCGCCACCGCCACCGGUGCGGCGCCGCCGCCGCCACUGGACCCGUCGUCAAACCAGUCGCUGGCGGCGGCGCUGGAGCGGGCGUGUGCGGCGGCGGCGGCGUCUGACCCGGCGGCGGCGGUCCUGAUCAAGAGCCUGGCCACUCGUGCCAUGAGUGAGGCGCAGUACAACAGCAGCGGUACGGCGCCGCCGGGCACGCCGCAGUCGUACCACUACGGCCUGGCGCUGCAAUACUACACACACUUCACGUCGCCCAUCCGCCGCUAUGCGGAUGUGGUGGUGCACCGGCAGCUGCUGGCGGCGCUGGCGGGUGCGCCGCCGCCGCAGCCGCACGCGGACCUGGCGGCGGCGGCGCACAACAUGAACCUGCGGCACAGACAGGCCAAGUCCGCCCAGAAGGAGUGCAGCGAGCUGUACCUGCUGCUGCUGCUGCACUCCCGGCCACACGUGGAGCGGGCGCUGGUGUGCGGCAUCAGCGCCACCCGCCUGGAGCUCUUCAUACCCGCCUACCAGCUGCGCGGCGCGGUGCCGCUCACCGACCGCCGCGGCCUGCCGCGACCGCCGCUGCGGCCCGGCGACCCCGAGGCGGCGGAGGAGGCCGAUGACGCCUUUGCCGCGGCGGAGAGGCGCAGCCUCAGGCUGCAUGUGGAGGCUGACAAGGAGGCCGCUAUUGCCGACACCGCCACCGGCGCCGAGCUGUGGCGCGUGCGGCUGUGGCAGCCGGUGUCGGUGCGCCUGUCCGCCGCCGGCCACCGCGCCCAUGGACCGAAGCUGGCCAUGCGCCUGCUAGACGCCACACACCCGGACGCGCUGCCGCCGGCGCUGCUGGCGCCGGCGCCGGCGACUGUGGCGGCACUGCCGCCUCCGGCAGCAGCGGCGGGCGGUGCCGGCGGCGGCGGGGUGCCGAUUGUGGUGCGGCCGCUGGUGACAGUCCCGGGCGGCGCAGCAGCAUCGGCAGCCAGUAGCGCGGCACCGGCGGCAGGGGCAGGGGCAGGGGCAGGCGGCUCGGAUGUGGCACUGCCGCCGCACCUGCGCAUGCUCUUGGCCCGGCGGACCCAGCAGCCGCAGCCGCAGCAGGGGCCGCAGCAGGGGCCGCAGCAGGGGGCGACACAGGCCACUGGCACUACAGGCGCGGCGGCGGCGGCGGCGCCGUCCGCGCCAGGUCCUCAGGGCAUGCAGGCGGGUGUCGGGGGCCGCAGCGGCGCGCCUGCAGCGAUGGGGAGUACGGGCGGCGUGGGGCUGCAGGCUGCGGGUGGUGAUGUGCGUGAUGUGGGUGAUGGUGUGGAGAUGGAGGGGGAGGAGGGCCGCGGUGACGUGUUGGCGGCCCCCGGCGGCCGCAUGUGCCUGGCGGCGGCGCUGCCCCCCUGCACCACGGGUGCAGCGGCAGCCGGUGUGGAGGCGGGAGGCGGAGCGGGGGGGCUGGGUGACGGCGGGGAGGGCGGCUGCGGGGACGAUGGGGGCGGUGGUGACGGGGAGGCGGUGCGGCGGCGGCUGUUGCAGCGGUUGUCCAGGCUGGAGGUGCGGCUGGCGGCGUGCCGGCGCGGCUCCAAUGCGGAGCGGCGGCUGCGGGAGCGGCUGCAGCAGCUGCAGGAGUGCGGUGUGGCGCAGCUGGCGGCGUGAGAUGGAGCCUGGAGUGUGGGCCGGGUGUUUGUUGUGGACGGGCGGCUGCAAGGAUGGCUUAGGUGACAGAAGACUGGCGGUCAGGGUGACUUGACGGGGUGGAGAAGCGCCGA
Messenger RNA from Chlamydomonas reinhardtii, 4652 nucleotides. RefSeq lists its product as uncharacterized. The transcript has 20 exons. The record is from RefSeq and is a predicted model, not a curated record. Bases 106 to 4539 code for a protein of 1477 amino acids. Gene Ontology annotation, cellular component: exosome (RNase complex). NCBI's taxonomy places the organism in Eukaryota, Viridiplantae, Chlorophyta, Chlorophyceae, Chlamydomonadales, Chlamydomonadaceae. Gene Ontology annotation, molecular function: RNA binding; 3'-5'-RNA exonuclease activity.